This is a messenger RNA of Mus caroli (Ryukyu mouse), 1135 nucleotides long. RefSeq names its product CD160 molecule (gene Cd160). The record is from RefSeq and is a predicted model, not a curated record. Gene Ontology annotation, biological process: regulation of adaptive immune response. Gene Ontology annotation, molecular function: transmembrane signaling receptor activity. Gene Ontology annotation, cellular component: plasma membrane. Lineage: Eukaryota; Metazoa; Chordata; Mammalia; Rodentia; Muridae.
CACAAUCAGCGUGAGCCCCCAGCUUGAGAGCAAGGAAGAACAUCUGUCCUGAGGAGUGUACAGCCACAGACCAGCAAAGUCAUCAUUUCCGUGAACUUCCUGGGGCUGACAACAGCAUGCAAAGAACCCUGAUGGCCCCUGGCCAAAGCUGCUGUGCCCUGGCCAUCCUGCUGGCAAUUGUGAACUUCCAACAUGGUGGAUGUAUUCAUGUCACCAGCUCAGCAUCCCAGAAAGGAGGGCGACUGGACCUCACCUGUACUUUGUGGCACAAGAAAGACGAAGCUGAGGGGCUAAUACUCUUCUGGUGCAAAGACAACCCUUGGAACUGUUCCCCUGAGACCAGCUUAGAGCAGCUACGGGUUAAAAGGGAUCCUGAGACAGAUGGCGUCACUGAAAAGUCAUCUCAGUUGGUGUUCACCAUAGAACAAGCUACACCAUCAGACAGUGGGACCUACCAGUGCUGUGCCAGAAGCCAGAAGCCAGAAAUCUACAUUCAUGGCCAUUUUCUCUCCGUUCUAGUCACAGGGAACCACACAGAGAUAAGACAGAGACAAAGGUCGCACCCUGACUUCAGCCAUAUCAAUGGCACUCUCAGUUCAGGCUUCCUGCAAGUAAAGGCUUGGGGGAUGCUGGUCACCAGCCUGGUGGCCCUUCAAGCUCUAUAUACCGUGUGACAAAGAGAAAAGAAAAAAAAAAAAAAGACUUCAGAGGAAGGUACAGCGAGGUAAAUCUGACAAUGUGCAGAGAAGCCGGGUCCAUAGAACGGAUGUACUCCGAACACUGGGGCCGGCCAGACGGUCAAGGGUAAAGGUGUUUGCCUGCCAUAUUGCAGGUCAAACCUGUGCACCCACAUGGUGGAGGGAGAGAACUGACUCCCACAGGCUGUCCUCUGAUCUCCACUGGAGUGCCAUGCCUCCACCCCAGGCAACAAAAACAUCCCAAGAAUCUGGCAGAACAGUUUGUAUACUUCUGGAUCUCCUUCCUGACUGCCAGAGCAAGCUUGGCUUCUCCCACCUCAGUGCCAAUAAAGAAAACGUUUUGCAAACGUUGCUGAUGUAUAGUCCUUGAAUGCCAGGUAUGUUUUAUACCACAGAAUAAUGUUUCCCCUCCACACAAUAAAAUAAGCAAGUUUUAA